This is a messenger RNA of Lycium barbarum (goji berry), 792 nucleotides long. RefSeq lists its product as uncharacterized. The transcript has a single exon. Lineage: Eukaryota; Viridiplantae; Streptophyta; Magnoliopsida; Solanales; Solanaceae. The coding region runs from base 1 to 792 and encodes 263 amino acids. The record is from RefSeq and is a predicted model, not a curated record.
AUGAAUGAGAUACUUUAUGCUGGUCCUUAUACUAUUAAUAACAAGCCCAUGAUUCUGAAACCUUGGACUGUACAAUUUGAUCUCAAUGCAGAACUAAUGACUGAGAUCCCACUGUGGGUUAAGUUUCCCAAGUUACCUCUGAACUGUUGGGGGUAUGGCUCAUUGAGUAGAAUUGCUAGUGCUAUUGGAACCCCUUUGUUUGCCGACGAGUGUACAACUAAACAGACCAGACUGUCCUAUGCUAGAAUGCUGAUUGAGGUUAAUGUCACAAAACCUCUGCCAGCUGUUAUUAAAGUAUUAGAUCCUAAUGGCCAGGAGAUUUGUCAAGGUAUAGAGUUUGAGUGGAAACCUGAAUUCUGUCCCAAAUGCCAAAGAGUGGGUCACUAUUGCAAAGAACCACCCCCUGCACAGAAGCCAAAAUCACCUAAGAAAAGAAGACAUGGGAAACAAGUCACACAAGAGUGGAAAUCUAUUGGGACAAUUAUACCAGAGAAGGCUGCUACACCUAAUGAAGCCCAGGUGACUAAACCGGUUGAAGUGCACCCUCAGAAAACCCAGGAGAGUGACCAAACAAAGGUAGUUGACAUCCCUAGUUCAUCUACACAGAAGCAACCCUCACCAAGGCCUUCUUCUAAGGGCAAUGCUGUGAAUGCUAGUCCUAUGCUCAAUCUUGUAAAUUUCCCAACACUUCCAGCUGUGUUUACUAAAAAUGGGUUUGAGGUCUUGCAAUUGGGAACCUGUGACACCAAUAGUCUUCCUCCUGAUAAGGGGGGCACAACUCACACAGCCUGA